Molecule: messenger RNA, 207 nt
Organism: Brugia malayi
Lineage: Eukaryota; Metazoa; Nematoda; Chromadorea; Rhabditida; Onchocercidae
Exons: 1
Coding region: 1-207 (68 amino acids)
Source: RefSeq, a predicted model, not a curated record
AUGUUAUCUGAUCAGAUACGUCUGCUAUGUGCCAAUAACCGUUCAACUCACAAUGAAAGGCGAUGGCACGAUGGUGUCUCGUCGUUAUCAUCACCUGUCAUUAUCAUCAAUGUUAUCACUACCGCUGAACGGAAUAGACGAAAACAUUUGUUACAACGAGAAAAGAAAUAUAUUCAAGCAACAGUUGUUUUUAUGUUUAAGUGCUAG